AUGAUGAGAAUGUUGUUUACGAAUCUAAUUAACAACGCAUUUAAAGAAAAAAAUGAAAAAAAGUUAAAACAGUUAUAUACUUUUAUUCUUAAGAAAAAAGAGAGUACUCAUAUAAGUGAGGACGACGUUGUUUAUCAUAUUUCAUCUAUCUCAUCCAACUUGAACAAACUAGAAUGUACCUUUCGGUGGGUUAGCAGUUUUCAUAUGUACUCCACACCCAGGAGUAACCGAGGAACUAGUAGUCAUUCCUCUAUACAGGAGAGUUAUAAUGGCAAUGAGGAUAUAUCAAUGGAAAUACUUCCUAAUACUGCUGCAGAGAAGUGCACAUUACGUAGAAGUAAACUUGUUCGUGCCACAGAUAGUGUUCGAAGCACAGAUGAGUGUAGUAAGAGGGAUGACCAAGUCCUUCUCAGCUUACACAAAUUCGUAUUCAUCAGUAAAGUGCAGUUGAAUGCCUUUUUCUCUGCGUACUUAAAACAUAUAUUUCUUAAAAAAAAAAGUAAUAACAUAAACAUAAAGAAUUGGGCUUAUCUGCUAAACUCUUUAUGCUUAAUGAAUUAUGAGGAACAUGGAAAAAACUGUAAAUACAUUUUUGAAAAGAUUAUAAAGGAGGUCAUACUAAAACAGCAGGAGUACAUAAACUUUGCAAAAGAAGAAAAUAUAUACAUAUCAUCCCAAAAAAAGGAUAAUUCUUGUUUCACUCCACAGGCAAAUAUAAACAGCCAAACGAUAGUAGAACUUCUAACAGUGACAAACAAACAUAUAGAAAAAUUAGUAAAAUGGAAUAUAAAUAUCCUUUUAUUUAAUCUGUUUUGCCUCAGUACAAUCAACUAUUUGCUUUGUUCUACUAUUUUCACCAUAGGAAACGAAAUAAUCAAAGCUUCGAUAACAUACACUCCUAUUAACAAAAAGAGCAAAUGUGAAAUUAGCAUACAAACGAAUAUGCCAAUUAACACAAAUAGAGAGCAUAUGAACAAGUUAAUAAUUUUUUAUGAUCAUAUAUGCCUGGAUGUACACAAUUUUGUAAGCAUAACUCUCUUUUUGACAACAUAUAAACAAUUUUACAACUCCUUCAGCUAUACAAUAGACAUAUCUUACAAUAAAAACAAAAAUGAAAGGAAAAGGUGUAAACACAAUUACAUUAUAUCGGAGAUACAGAAAACACUCAUACGAAUAUACUUUUGCAUUUUUCAAAUUCCAAAUUUGGUUGAAGAAAAAAUAAGGUAUGGCCCAUUUGUUAAUGAACAUAAAGUAAAAACGUCAAAAAUAAAUUUUGACAAAAUGGGCUUUACAUAUACAAGAGAAGGGUGCAAAAAUAGAAACACAGAGUAUCCUAAUGGUAGAUGCAAGAGUAUGAUGAGAGAUACGCAAGUAACACAUGCUAGUCAUGUUAGGCACGUUGAUCGCGUUGACCACGUUGACUACAUCAAGUACCUCGAUGCUGACUACAACUACGGAGCUUUCUUCUACACCCAGUUGCUUUAUCCCCCCCACUUUCCAAGCAAUAAUUGUGCAACUACAAAGAUAUGGAGCUUCUUUUACAAAGAAGCACAAAGCGCUUUUAAGGAAGAAGAAGGGGGUCUAAUUAUGAAUCGUAUUAUUUUUCAAAAUAGCAUAAUGUUAAUUAAAUUUUUAAACAUGAUUACCUCUUUGUCAGAGCCUACAGAUAUGCACUAUUUAAAUUAUUUCAAUAAAUGUAUUUACAACCAUAUUUAUUUUUUUAAAUUUUUAAUACAGUUAGAAAAGGAAUGUACACAUUAUUCACAUGUUCAGGCAAUAUAUGUGUACAUACAUUUUUUUAAAUUUAUUUUAAAUUUUUACAUUUCUAUCGUAUGUACUAAUAAUUUUACAUACCUCCUUUCAUCGUUCUGUUAUUACUACGAGGGGAACCAAACACAUGAGCAAAAGAAAGAUAUACUUAACGUAGUAAGUAUUAUAAAUCGAGAAAUUGGUAGGAGGGUAUACGCAGCGCUAUGCUCAUCAGCACACAGCCGCAUCCAAAGUGAAGUAACUAGGGAAAGUAGUAGCGUCCUCUUUGCUGGAAGCAGCAAUAACUGUGCAACAUCCAUGAUACGGAUGAGCAUCAACGGAAGGCAUCUUUGCAAUAUGUGCAAUAUGUACACGAAGUUAAAUAUAUAUGAAAUAAAUUUCAUCAGUAGUGUUAUAAAGUACAUCUAUGAGUAUUUACCUAAACUGAACAGUCAAGACGUUACUGCGUUUGUAAGCUUCCUUAGCAAAGCACAUUAUGAAAAUAAAGAAAUCCUUCAACAUGUUAUGCACUACAUAAAAAAAUAUAUAGACAGGUAUUCCUUUUGUGAAAUCCACCUAAUAAUUAGGAGUUACUAUAUAUUAAAUGCUUUAUCUGAAGAAAGUAUACACCACAUUCUUUCUCAUUUACUAACUCGUGUGUUACACAUCAACCAUAUUACUGUACUUAAUGGAGGAGGUAUACGUCAGAGGUGUAUAAGCGACAGAGUAAAAUAUAACAAUACCGACAAGCAAGUAGCAUACAUGUUAGAUAAGUUUACAAAAAUGGCAAAUAGACUAGUUAUGAAGAGUGAAAAACGUUAUUUUUAUAAUCCACAGGAGGAGGAGAUAACACAAGACACAGAGUUCAGUAAGAUCCUCAUCAUUAAGGAAAAGAAAUUUUAUGCAUCUCUUAACAAACACAUAAGUAAUAACACUUUUCAAAGUAAAAAGUAUGUACAAGCUAUGGUAAACAUUUUGAGUAUCUUUUCCAAAGUAAAAAUUAAAAAAAAAAAUUUGAUUUUAUUAUGUGAUGCUAUUUAUAUAUUCAUAGUACGGCAUGAACAAUACAACAAGCUGUUAAACAUACAUGACUGGGUCAGCUUGAUUUUAAGUUACUGCAGAGUGAAAUACAAUUCUGUGUAUUUAUAUAAGUCUGUUCAGUUACUGUAUAACAAAAUGAUGCAUGUUUACAAAACGGACAAACAACUUAGUAAGAAAGAUAAAUCGCUACUCUUAUCUUUAUGCUAUGAUUUAAAAAAAUGCAAGAUAGAAAAUUACUCGCUACUACUUACAUUUCUUGCUGAUAAAAAAAAAAAAAAAAAUUAA
This is a messenger RNA of Plasmodium malariae, 3075 nucleotides long. RefSeq names its product conserved Plasmodium protein, unknown function. The transcript has a single exon. The coding region runs from base 1 to 3075 and encodes 1024 amino acids. The record is from RefSeq and is a predicted model, not a curated record. Lineage: Eukaryota; Apicomplexa; Aconoidasida; Haemosporida; Plasmodiidae.